Messenger RNA from Gossypium raimondii (Peruvian cotton), 473 nucleotides. RefSeq lists its product as hypothetical. NCBI's taxonomy places the organism in Eukaryota, Viridiplantae, Streptophyta, Magnoliopsida, Malvales, Malvaceae. The transcript has a single exon. The record is from RefSeq and is a predicted model, not a curated record. Bases 153 to 365 code for a protein of 70 amino acids.
UUCUUCUUCUUUACUCUCUCAUUCAGCACCACACGUUUUCUCUUUUCUUUCACCCCCAAACAAAAACCUUUCUCUUCGGUUUCUAAUAUUUUUCUAUCAAAAGUUCAAAACCCCAAAGACCAAAACAAGAGGGGGAUCGAUCGAAAGCAUCAAUGGCGGAUUGGGGUCCGGUAAUAGUAGCGACAGUGCUGUUUGUGUUGCUAAGUCCCGGACUGUUGUUUCAGGUACCGGCGAAGAACAAGGUUGUGGAGUUCGGAAACAUGCAAACCAAUGGAGCUUCCAUUUUCGUUCAUUCCAUUAUCUACCUUGGUCUCAUUACUAUCUUCCUUAUCGCCCUUGAUCUUCAUAUUUACGUUUAUGAUUAAUAAUGAUAUCUUUUGGAAUUGCUAAAUUCUAGCUGUGAAAGUUGUGUAUUUAGUUUUUGUAAUUUAAUUUUAUCAAUUUUAGUUUAUAUAUUUUUCCAUUUUUGAAAA